Messenger RNA from Puntigrus tetrazona (Sumatra barb), 1074 nucleotides. RefSeq lists its product as uncharacterized. The transcript has 8 exons. The record is from RefSeq and is a predicted model, not a curated record. Bases 197 to 742 code for a protein of 181 amino acids. Lineage: Eukaryota; Metazoa; Chordata; Actinopteri; Cypriniformes; Cyprinidae.
AUGACGAAACGAAUUAAAGUUUUUAAAUAGUGCAUCACGUGGUAUUUCAUAGUCACGGCGAUUGAUUGACGAUCACAGUGGAUUGAAGUCGAAGGGGAGGAGAGCACGCGCCGUAUCUCACGACUACAAAAGAAAAAAGUUCCACCGGGGCACUCAAGGCUGAGCAAACUAACCAGACCUCCAGAAGGAAGCAAGCAUGGCCGCUAUAAGAUUCGGGAGUAGUGUUGGUCCGUCUGGAAUAAACUCUGAACAUCAGCAGCAAGGCUGGAAAGAAGAGACCGCUUAUGAAGACGCCGAUGAUGCCAUUGACCCCAACAGGAUUGUACAAUGCCCUUAUGACAAAAACCACCAGAUCAGGGCCUCUCGCUUCCCUUUUCAUGUUCUCAAGUGCAGGAAGAACCACCCCAAACUGGCCAGUGAACUGAAGACCUGCCCCUUCAAUGCCAGGCACUUGAUUCCCAAGCAUGAGUUGUCUCAUCACAUUGCAAACUGUGAAGACAAGAGGAUGUUAAAUGCUGAAGAUGGAAAUGUAGAGUUGCUAGAGAAGUUCCAGGUGCCUGUUAACAACUGGACAAAUCCUUCACCCAAUGAGGACUGGGAAACAGAAACUGAUGAUAAUGCUGCUAUGUUUGUCUGGGGUGAAUCCAACAAUCAGCUUGCCCAAAACAAGCCAGAGCCGUCUACCACUAACAGUUUAUCUGAUGGACUUCGGGCACCACGGACUCUUCCAUGGAAACUCUGAUGCCACCACUGGAUGGACUUCACUGGCUAGUCUUACUUAUUUAAUACUUUUGAUCCCUGCGUGACUUCUAGCCUAACUUUGUUUAAAGUGUACUUUAUAUUUUUAUAUUUUUUAAUUUUACAGUGUUGUGAAGUUUCCUAUACAAUACGCUGUCUAUAACUGUCUAACUGCGUGGUAUGCUAUGUGUAGAGAGGCUCCUUAUUAAAGCAAAUAAUGUCAUAUUACAAGCAGAAACCAUCAGUGCCUAUCUCUCUGGGCUAUUUGCUUUGAACAUUUGUUUUAUGAAAGUGUUAACCUGAUGUAUGAUUAUUAAAGGUUUCUUUAAAUGCAAA